UCGCCGCGCACCCCGUAGAAGUCGUUCUCCCAGGACGCCCGCGGGGCCCCCAGGCCAGCGAAGUGACACGGCCCUCGGCACCGCCCCGGCACCGCCCCAGGCGUCCCCCGCGCCGGUGACACUGCGGCAGGCGGCGGGCGCGUUGCCAUGGCGGCCGACCGCGCGUAGCUGGUGGUGCCCAGAGCGGCCCAGCGGGCGCAGAGGCGGCGGCCAGCCUCGGAGGGGACCUGCCGGGAGAGGACCCCAGGGGAGCCAGCUGCCGGGCAGGGACCCACGGGGGCGCGCGGACCUGCGAGGGGCGCGGACCUGGCCGCAGCACCAGCCCGCCGCGCAGGCCGGGCGGAGCGCGCAGGAUGCAGGCCAUGGACCCUGCCGCCGUGAGCCUCUAUGAGGAGGACGGCAAGGACCUGGACUUCUACGACUUCGAGCCGCUCCCCACCCUGCCAGAAGACGAGGAGAACGUGUCGCUGGCCGACAUCCUCUCCCUGCGGGACAGCGGCCUCAGCGAGCAGGAGGCCUGGGCCGUGUGCCUGGAGUGCAGCCUGUCCAUGCGGAGCGUGGCCCACGCCGCCAUCUUCCAGACGCUGUGCAUCACACCGGACACGCUGGCCUUCAACACCAGCGGCAACGUGUGCUUCAUGGAGCAGCUCAGUGAUGACCCCGAGGGUGCCUUUGUUCCCCCAGAGUUUGACCUGACUGGGAACACCUUUGAGGCUCACAUCUACUCUCUGGGGGCGACCCUGAAGGCUGCCCUGGAGUACGUGGCGGAGCCUGAGCUGGAGCCCAGGCUGAGCCCAGACCUGGAGGCGCUGCUGAACCAGAUGCAGGCAGAGGACCCCAGAGACAGGCCUGACCUGGAGAGCAUCAUAGCACUGUGUGAGGAGAAGGUGCAACCCGUAUCCUCGUGCCGUCUGUGCCGGAGCCUCUCAGCCGUCGGGAGGAGGGUGCUCUCCAUUGAGUCCUUCGGAGCAUUCCAGGACGUCGGCGAGAGUAGCUGGAAGGGAAGACCUGCCUCGAGAAGCUCAGGGCCCAGGAGGCCGCCCGGGGACUCCAGCGCUGACCCAGAGGCCCUGCCCGCCCCGGAGGGCCAGCCCCAGCCCCAGCCCACUGCACAUGAAGACACAGAGCAGGAGCCCAGCAGGGGCCCCAGACCCCAGCCCACCAAGCCACUGCUGUCAGCCUCCAUGAGAAAUGGCGAGAAGCCCAGCCGGGAAGGGCUGGCCAGCCUCGUCCUCGACAGCAAGUGCCCCCUCCACGAGCUGGACAAAGACAUCCUCAGGCGGAGCCUGAGGAAGGUACAGACGUUUCCCAGGCUGCUGCCUGAGGGCCCCGAGGCCAGUGCUCUCUGCCUAUCACUGACCAGCUCAAGGAGACAGCUGACCAUCUCCGAACUCUCCCACCCUGAUCCCAGGAAGGUCUUUCUGGAGGGGAAAAAUGGCCUUCCUAGCUUCAAGGCACAGCCCACAAGUAGACUGUGGCCCGAGCAGGAACCCCCGCUCCAGCCAGAAGGGGCACCAGAUUCAGCGGACAGGGAGCCGGGGUCCUCAGGACAACCAGAGACCCCACUCUCCGGCCAGCGGCCUGCAGGAGAAAGCCCCCUACCCUGUCCCAUGGACCCCAGAGAUGCAGGCCAUGAAGCCCAGACUCCAGGGGACGACGAGGGGAUUCCAGAAGGAGCCGGGCAGCCAGAGAGUGCAGCCACAGAGCAGAGCCUGUCCCUGCAGGACCUCCUGUGCCAGCUGGACCGGCCCCUCCGGGAGUACGAGCUGUGGGCGCUGUGCCUGGCCUGCCUGCGCGCCCUGCAGACCCACACCCAGCACCCAGCCUGCCUGUGCCUGGACAAUGUGCUGCUGGCCGAGGACGGGGCUGUGCUCUUCGGGCCGCCCCCUGCCAAUGGCGCUUACAACUCGCUCUUUCUGGCUCCCGAGGUGGCAGAGGAAAAGCUGGUGACAGAGAAGGCGUCCGUGUACUGCGUGGCCGCCAUCCUGUGGACUGCAGCCAAGUUCAGCGUGCCCCGUGAGCACAAGCUGGCCCUGCCUCGCAGGCUCAAGACCCUCCUGCUGGACAUGGCCAGGCGCCACGCCCCCGAGCGGCCAUCUGUGGCCGAGGCCAUCAAGCCACCUCUCUGCCCUCAGGUGUGUGGCAGCUAUCUCCUUCAGCGAGGCAUGGACAGCAGAAAGAUCCUCACCCACCUGCGGGUGUCCACCUGCAAGGAGGAAGAGACAACUGGUCUCCAAGACACCUUCUCUGUGGUUGAACUGAAGCCCCGGGCAGCACCUGCUCCUGAGACCAGCCCAGCCACCCGCGGCCCAGGCUUCCUGCCAGGCAGUAGUGACACCAGGCUCGUGGCUGUGCCAGGGCCCACGCCUCACCUGCCCUCCAGCGAAGGAGCCAGCGAGCCGCCAGAGGCCUUCAGCACCAGAGCCACGCACUUUAAACCCCUCGUCCUCACGCAAGACGCAGGUGUGGCCAGGGACCAGCUUGCUGUGUCCUCAGGGCCAGUCGACCACCCUAAGGAGAGGAGCAGCCAGCUGGACACGGAGGGCCAGGGGAAGCAGGUGUUCCAGGGCCUCUCCAGGGUCACCAGCCUGGAAACACCUGGUCACCCAGUGCCUGGUCCAGGGCCACAGGGAGCAGCCCCAGAGCCUGUCAGGGACGGGGGAGGCUCCUGCCAACCAGGCCCCGACCCCGCCAACCAGUCGGAGGGAGCCACGUCGGUGGUGCCUGGCCCUCCUGGCCCCGCCCCGCCCCAGAAGGCCCUGACACUGCAGCCCGACCCAGGGCCAGACGGGCAGGCCCCAGCUGGAGCCUCGCUGCCCCCAGGGCCCUCCUCGGCCAGCCACGGCCCUCCUCAUCCAUGCAAGCCACCCAGGAGCAAGGCCACAGAGUCAGAGGGCCCCCGGCCAGUCCAACGGAGCCCCGCCCCGGCUGCACUGGGUCCAGACAACCCCAGGGGCCCAGAGAGUCACCCUGAGAGGCCCCGGACAGCAGACCGAAAACUCCCUCCGUCCAGCGUGGACGCCCCACUGCCCGCCACGAGGACGGCCUGCCCCUCGCUGCAGGAGACCAUGCGCCUCAUCAGGGAGGAGUUUGCUUUCGACGGCUACCUGGACAACGGGCUGGAGGCUCUGAUCAUGGGAGAGUAUAUUUACGCCUUGAAAGACCUCACCUUCGCCACCUUCUGUGGCGCCAUAUCUGAGAAGUUCUGCGACCUCUACUGGGACGAGCGACUGCUGCAGAACCUCUUCAGGGUGGUCAACCAGCCGGCCUCGCCCUCUGACAGUACUUCCGAGGAGCCGGGGUCUCAGCCUGAGAGCUCAUCCGGUUCAACGAUCGGCAAAAGACCCUCACUCCACGGACUGGGCAAAGAGAAAGUGGCAGGAGCCCGGGGCAGCGGGGGCCCCUGCUCACCCCCCACACAGUCGGACAGAGACUCCGAUGCACUCUCACAGGGAAACUUUGAGGUGGGAUUUCGGCCUCAAAAGUCAAUAAAAGCUACUCGAGAGGGUCAGCCUGAAGUGGACGGGCAGCAAGACCCUGUCCCAGAGCCUGCCAGCAGGGCCUCGGACGUGGACACAGUGUCUCAGCUGGCCAGGCCCAAGGACUGUGGCCCUGCAGGGCCUCUGGGUCCAGCUGAGUUCCAGAGCUGCAGCCCUGGCUGGUCCAGCGCCUUCUACGAGGCUGACUGCUUUGGAGCUGAUGUCCACAACUACGUGAAGGGUCUGGGCAUGCGGAAGGCCAGCGGGCACCCAGAGCCUGAAGCCGAGAGCCCCGAGCUGGAGCAGCAGCUCCUGAUAGAGAAAAGAAACUACCGGAAGACGUUGAAGUUCUACCAGAAACUCCUGCAGAAGGAAAAGCGCAACAAAGGCUCUGAGGUAAAGACCAUGCUGUCCAAGCUGCGAGGGCAGCUGGAGGAGAUGAAGGCCAAGGUGCAGUUCCUCAGCCUGGUCAAGAAGUACCUGCAGGUCAUGUACGCGGAGCGCUGGGGCCUGGAGCCCUGGGCCCUGCCGGUGAUCGUGAACCUGGCGGCUGCCCCCUGCGACACCUUGGACUUCAGCCCCCUGGACGAGUCCUCCUCCCUCAUCUUCUACAAUGUCAACAAGCCCCCAUGUGGGGGCCGGCAGCAGAAGGCCCGCAUCCUGCAGGCCGGCACACCGCUGGGGCUCAUGGCCUACCUGUACUCCAGCGACGCCUUCCUGGAGGGCUAUGUCCAGCAGUUCCUGUACACCUUCCGGUACUUCUGCACGCCCCAGGACUUCCUGCGCUUCCUCCUGGACCGCAUCAGCAGCACCCUGUCCAGGGCCCACCAGGACCCCACCUCAACCUUCACCAAGAUCUACAGGCGGAGCCUCUGUGUCCUGCAGGCCUGGAUUGAAGACUGCUACACCGUGGACUUCACCAGGAACACGGGGCUGCUGGGGCGGCUCGAGGACUUCAUCUCCUCCCAGAUCCUGCCCCUGGAUGGUUCUGCGGAGCACCUGCUGGGCCUCCUGGAGGUGGGCACUGACCGGCGGGCUGACGGUUCCCCUCGCGGCACAGACCUGGAGGAUCCCAAGGAGGCUGAGGAGGACGCCAGACCCUUCAAUGCCCUCUGCAAGAGAUUCUCAGAGGACGGCAUCUCCCGGAAGAGCUUCUCCUGGAGGCUGCCCCGGGGCAACGGGCUGACACUGCCGCACCACAAAGAGCGUCAGUACAGCAUCGCGUCCGCCUUGCCCAAGCCCUGCUUCUUUGAAGAUCUCUACGGCCCCCACACCAAGGCCAGCGAGAAGGGGUCCUGCUUCCUGGCGGAGCACAGCGCGCACCAGCUCUUCACACAGCUGACGCUGAUGCAGCAGGAAUUGUUUCAAAAAUGCCACCCCGUCCACUUCCUGAACUCACGGGCCCUGGGAGUCGUGGACACAAGUGGAACCAUCCCCAGAACCAGCUCUUCGGAGUCUCUGUCGGCCAAAACCUGCAGCCUGUUCCUGCCCAACUACGUCCAGGACAAGUACCUGCUGCAGCUUCUACGGAACGCAGACGACGUCAGCACCUGGGUGGCCGCCGAGAUAGUGACCAGCCACACCACCAAGCUGCAGGUGAACGUGCUGUCCAAGUUUCUGCUGGUUGCGAAGUCUUGCUAUGAGCAGAGGAACUUUGCCACGGCCAUGCAGAUCCUGGGCGGGCUGGAGAACCUGGCCGUGAGGCAGUCCCCUGCCUGGAGAACCCUGCCCGCAAAGAUUGCAGAGGUCCUGGAGGAGCUGAAAGCUGUGGAGGUGUUCCUGAAGAGCGACAGCUUGUGUCUGAUGGAAGGCCGGCGUUUCCGGGCCCAGCCCACCCUGCCCUCAGCCCGCCUCCUGGCCAUGCACAUCCAGCAGCUAGAAACAGGGGGCUUCACCAUGACCAACGGAGCCCACAGGUGGAGCAAGCUCAGGAACAUAGCCAAGGUGGUGAGCCAGGUCCACGCAUUCCAGGAGAACCCCUACACGUUCAGCCCUGACCCCAAGCUGCAGUCUCACCUCAAGCAGAGGAUCGCCCGCUUCAGCGGGGCCGACAUCGCCAUCCUGGCAGCAGACAACAGGGCCAAGCUGCACCAGAUCCCGAGCGAGAAGCACUCUCGGAAGAUCCAGGACAAGCUGCGGAGGAUGAAGGCCACAUUCCAGUAGCCAGGGGCGUAGCCAGGGCGGUCCAAGCAGGACCAGACCGACGGGAGGUGGCUGAGCGCCCGGAGCCCUGCAGAACCCGGACUUCCACCAGGUCCGGAUCUGGAGGUGGAGCUCGGAGGAACUUGCCCAAGUCCCUGCCACAGGGUGUGUGGAGCCUGCAGCCAGUCCCAGCACCAGAGUGGCCCGGCCCUUCCAGGGCACCGUGCAGGGUGGGACAGCAUUCGUUGUGCCCAUUUCUGCUACAACUUGAAACGAAACUAGAAUAAGUAAACCUCCCGAGUUCCAUAUUUACACUAUCUCCACAGACUAAUGGUUCUCCCCUACUCUUUGGUGACUUCCCCCAAAACAACCCAAAACCCACCCACCCUAACCCCACAGGUUCCAAACAUGCUCACACAGCAGUGUUCCCACACCUGCCCAGAAGCAAAGGACCAAAACUGACCCCUGCUCUGGUGGCUCCCAGCUUCUGACCGGGGCCCUGCUGGGGUCAGCUCCCCCACCCACCCACCUGGCCUCCCACAGGUGCCCCACCAUGCCCAGCCAGCCUUCCUGCUGUGGUGGCUGCCCCUCCCCAUGCCUGGUACCCCAGCUGAGAAGAGCUGCCCUGAGGGACAGGUCCAGGCGAAGACUCCAGCCCUCCAGCAGGGUGCAAGGCACCCACAGCAGCUCCAGAGCAGGGAGGCCCCCGAGCUGACAGCACCUACACCUGCCCUGCAGCCGGGGCAGCACCCACGGCCUUUAGCAGCCAAGCAUGUGCACACCCGACCACCGUGUCCCCUGCUCUGCACCAGCACCAGCGCUUUGUCAGACGCGGACAUGAGGCUCGCUCCGUCCGGGUGGUACCAAGCCCCUCUCCAAGCUUGUGGUCUCAGGCAAUCAGUGUUGAGCACUGGCUCAGCGAGUAGAGAGCCCCUCUGGCCAGGGGCUGGGAACACGUGGGGUGCAGUGGGGUCAGGGACCCGGCUGGACCCCACAGGCAUAGGCCCAUCCCAGGCACCACUGCUGGGAGACCCAAGGCUGUCUGUGUUUUAGGGUAGGUGGCUCUCGUGGGCCAGCUAGGGACGUUCCUAGGGCAGCUGUGACCCACGGUAGGCACUGAACCUCCAAGGCUGAGGUGUUUUUCCACGAAUCGGCUGAGAGACAGCCCUGCCUUCGCGGAUGCGAGAGGGAGGCGGUCAUGUGGCCAUCCGUGCACAUGCCCUGUUUCUGGGCUCUGCUGUGAGGACCCUGUGUCCGUGUCGGAUGGUGUGUGUGGCGCAGACAGCGUCCAGCGGGAGGCACUCCGGCGGGGCCAGCGCCCCUGGGGAAGCGGUGGCUUCCGGCUUCAGCACUGUUUGCAUGGCACCCUGAUGUCACGCGGUACGGAUUUCUGAAUAAAGUCAU
Sciurus carolinensis (gray squirrel) is the source of this 7025-nucleotide messenger RNA. It is a transcript of the gene Kndc1, whose product is annotated as kinase non-catalytic C-lobe domain containing 1. Gene Ontology annotation, biological process: small GTPase-mediated signal transduction. The record is from RefSeq and is a predicted model, not a curated record. Gene Ontology annotation, molecular function: guanyl-nucleotide exchange factor activity. The transcript has 30 exons. Lineage: Eukaryota; Metazoa; Chordata; Mammalia; Rodentia; Sciuridae. The coding region runs from base 354 to 5642 and encodes 1762 amino acids.